GCUCAACCAGUCCAGCCUCACCCUACGUGCUUUCCACACCUCAACCUUCUGCGGUGUAUGUGUGUUGUGUAUCACGUGAAACAUAGGAAGCACAGAGAGAGAGAGAGAGACAGUGCAUUCGAUAACUGUUGAUAGUACGUAAGAGAGAGAGCGGAGUUUGCCCCAAGUUAGUAUGCAGCUGACUCCCGAGGUGUUAGUUGUGUUCGCCGACUCAGCCUUCACAUCUUUACGCCCUUGUGACCUUAUAAAUAAUAAUAAAUUAAACGUACAAAUAUAUAUUAAGUAAACAAGAAACAAGGAAAAAUACAUACGAUCAUAUUUCAAGAAGUGAGAGCUGAAAGAUAUUACAAUACUGAAAAAGUUCGAGAGAUCUCAAAGAACUACUCAGUAACGAGAUUUACAAGUGGUAUGUGGUGGUGUAGUAAAAGGUGGAGUGUGGUCCACGUGUAGCUGGCGCAUCACACCGCCGGGGAAGCAACCAGAGGCUUCCUCCAACCGGCAACAUGUCACCCACCCUUCAACAUCCGGAGGCUUCAUUCGAACACACAAGCCUCAUGCAGCAGACGGAGAACAAGGUGGCAAAUGACUUCAGGCAUUUAGGUAACGUGGAUAUCUUCCACCACCGCCCCAGCCUCGAGGACACCACAGAGUCCUCCAUCUGUGGCUCCUACAAGUAUCACACGGAGUUUGUGGACGUCGAGAGCGGGGAGGUGGAGGUGGGUGAGGAAGUGCUAGCCAACGGUCGUAGCAGCAUCGGUUCAGGACUCUUCGACUGUUCUCCCAGGAGCUCCGCGGAGUCCCACAACGACCGCUUCGAGAUCAUGGCGCGCAACUCCCUACCCGGCCUGCAGCAGCGGCGUCAGUCCACAGCCUCCGCCUUCAUUCACGAGCCCAUUACCGCUACCACCGACGACCGCAACUGGUCAUGGCGCUACCUCAGGGAGAGAUUCCGCAUCAAGGAUUUGGAGGACCUGUUCGAGCAAUAUCAGCUGCGCCUCCACCACGCCAUGCUUAUCGUCUACCUCUUCCUCCAGAUCUUCCUGUCCCUCCUCUUCAUCAUUAUCCUUGUCAGCACCACGUUGCAUAGGAAUUUGCUGCUGCCGGAGCUGACGGGCCACGCUGCCACCCUUGUGGUGUGCGCGGCUCUGCUGGUAUAUGUAUACAACGAGCAAACCUUCCGUCAGUUUCCGAGACUCCACAUCGUUUUGUCUGGCCUCGUCAUUCUCACGCUGUUUGCCACCGACGUCGCCCUCACGCUCUACUUCCACGAGAAAGACGUCAGAGGUGAACACCACAAGGAUGUCAAGUUCGGGAACAUGGUGUACCUGCUGCUGGUGGUGUACGUGUUCCUGCCCAUCCCCCGCAAGUGGCAGGUGACGUUGAUGGCUCUACUCCUCACCCUUGGUUACCUCGCCCUUGGCUACUACUCCCUCAGCGACCACCAGACCUCCAGCAUCCUCACCAAGAUGUGUGUGGACGCGUUCAUCUUGGUGUGCGUCAACCUGGUGGGGGUGUAUUGGCGUUUCAUGAGUGAGGUGGCUUUCAGACGCGCCUUCCUCGACAAGCGUGGCAGCCUCGAGUCCAAGUUCAAGUUGGAUGCAGAGAAGAAGCAGGAGGAGGGGCUGCUGUUGAGUGUGCUGCCCAAGAACAUCAUGCAGCAGGUCAAGUCAGACUUCAGGAAUAUGCUCGAGCAAACUGUAUACAACCACAACCCCGUCUCUAAGAACAAUCCCUUUCCAAACUUAUAUCUGAACCAGCACGAGAUGGUGUCCAUUCUGUAUGCAGAUAUCGUCAACUUCACACCUCUCACUACCAAGCUUAGCGUUGACCAGCUCGUGGAGAUGCUAAACGACCUCUUCGGACAGUUUGACGCCGCCUCCGAGACUAACGACUGCCUGCGCAUAAAGAUCCUGGGUGACUGCUAUUACUGUGUGUCUGGGGUGCCGGAGUACACCAAGGACCACGCUAACAACUGUGUCAAGGUCGGCCUCGAGAUGAUUGAUAUCAUCCGCGGGAUCAGGGAGGAGAGGGCAGUAAACGUCGACAUGCGAAUAGGUAUACACAGUGGAAGAGUUCUGUCUGGCCUGAUCGGUGUACGCAAGUGGCAGUUCGACGUGUGGAGCAACGACGUCACCAUCGCUAACCAUAUGGAGCAGACGGGCGUGGCGGGUCGGGUUCACGUGACCCAGAAAACCCGCGAGCUACUCUCUGGCCUAGACUACGGGUUCGAACCCAGCGGCGCACAGAAGAAGGACCAGCUGUUGCAGACGGAGGGUAUCGAGACCUUCCUUAUCAUCCCUAAGCGAAGGCCGGGAACUACCAGGAGGGUGUCAUACUCACAGUCGUCGUCCAUCAAACCCAGGAUCUCGGUGUCUACGGAUCCGGCAGACCUAAGGAACCUGUAUGAGGGCGACGUAAAGAGGAUCACCAAGGUGCAACUCCCAGGCGGCGCCACUCGAGGAUCCCUUCUUAAUCGGAGAAGGUCAACCCACUCAGAGAACGCCUUGGCAUCCAAGAGACGGACAGUGGUGACGGACAGCGCCCUGGCUAACUUCCAGAGGAUCAUGGUCAACUCUAAGGAAUUCAUGGAGAAGGCGAUAGAGAGCAUGCCACUGAGGAAGUAUGACCAGUGGUUCAAACCUGAGGGCAUCAACCCCUUGCUGCUGACCUUCACCAUAGAAAAGUGGGAGCUGCCUCUCCUACGUCAGGCAGAUCCUCUCUACAGAUACUAUAUCCUCUCUGCCGUCGUCAUCUUUAUGUCCAUCUUCGUCACCCAGCAGAUCCUCAUGCCUGUGAACACCUGGGGUUGGGUGGCAGGAGUAGUGUGCUUCAGUAUCCUGGUGGUGGUGGGCCCUCUGGUGUGGACGUCCACCAUCCACAAACAUAUCGUCGACCCUCACGAUGACCGUGAGUACGAAUCCCACAAGCAAAACGCCAUCACUACCUUCUUUUACACCUCCUCCAAGACCAUCAUCUCAUCAAUCAGUUUACGGGUGAUGCUCUUCUUAUUGGUGUGCAUCUCCCUCUACGUCUGUGCUGUUAUUAAUGUGCCUGAGUGUAAAAAAAUAGUGGAAGAAGUACUUUCCCCUACCUCUGAUUAUGCCUCCACUACUACCAGGAACCAAACUAGCGGAGUUCACAUUCCGCCACUCUGUUGUGACCCCUGGUACUUCACCUACAGCUGUACUCUCAUGCUGCUGAUGGCUUGGACUUUCUUCAGGAUGCACUUCCUCCUUAAGUUCUCAGUAUACUUAAUUGCUGUGUCUGUCUAUGCACUCUUCGUCUUGGACUUUGCUGAGGAAAUAUACACCCAUGAGUUGCUGGGCGAUACGUGUCCUCCCUUAACGGUGACCAGCUUGGGUCUCAGCCCAGGGAUAGGUCACGUUCUCUUCAUCUGCAUGAUCUUCUUGGCACUACACAUGAUGGAUAGGCAGAUGGAGUACAUUAUGCGUCUAGACUUCCAGUGGAAACAGCAGCUAGAAGCAGAGCAAAAGGAAGCAGAAACGACACACUUCGCCAACAAACUUCUCCUGCAGAACAUUCUUCCCUUGCAUGUUGCGGAUAUGUAUUUGAACCAACAAACUCAGAUGGAUGAACUGUAUCAUGAGUCUUAUGAUCACGUGAGUGUCAUCUUCGCUUCCAUCCCUAACUACAGCGAAUUUUACCGUGAAAACGUCCUGAAUCAAGAUGGCAAGAUGUGCCUGAGGGUCCUUAAUGAGAUUAUCUCAGACUUUGACAUGCUGACUUACAACGUGCAGUUUAUGACUAUGGAAAAGAUCAAGGUGGUGGGCAGCACAUACAUGGCUGCAUGUGGUCUACAGCCUGGCCGUAGAAACAGUGAUGACUCCAACUUCGAGGAGCGAGACAAACGCGAUAAUGUGUCUACUAUCACCAAGUUUGCUGCUGCAAUGUUCGAAAAGCUUGAAGCCUUCAAUAAAGAUGAACAGCAAGAUUUCAAAUUAAGAGUUGGUAUUGACGUGGGGCCCGUGAUCGCAGGAGUGGUAGGUGCUCACAAGCCCAUGUAUGAUAUCUGGGGUAACACUGUCAACGUGGCUUCCAGGAUGGACUACACGGGCGAGAUGGGCAAGAUACAUGUAACCUCUCAAGUAGGUGAGACCCUGCAAGAGAUGGGCUGGAGUGUGGAGUGUCGAGGAGACAUUUACGUCAAAGGGAAAGGGCGUAUGACCACCUACUUUGUGGACCCCAAGAGUGUCCCUUGUGAACCUGCAGCACCUCAUGGGUCUAACAACAAUGAUGACAACAAAGGAGGUCAAGGUCCUACGAGUGAAAGAAGACGAAGUAGUCAGCUAAGCAUAAAUUCCAUUAAGGGCUUCUUACCAUCUCACAGAGGCAGCCUGGACAUCAGUAUAGGGAAGGAGGCUGAUACUCAGAGUACCAAAUCCUUUCCUGUAUACAAAUCAAUUAAACAUGGGAACCCUCUGGAUACCAAUGCUGAACAAUUAUGUUCAGUAGGAACAACACAUCGUGGUAGUCUGGAUUCAAGCAUUACAGAACUUAAAAAGAAAAGCUCAAAAUUCUAUCAACCUUCCCUAGUUAUAGAAGAAAAUGAAUGGCAAUUUGAAGGUGAUAACUCUCACAAUAACACUUGUCGCAAGCUGUCAACUCAAUCACUACAAGAGCAAUCUUUGUCUUGUUUUUCAAAGUAUAAUAAUAAUGUAAUUACUAGUAAGAUACCAGAGUUAUCAAAAGAUGAUAGAAAAACAUCAAUAUCACCUCACUCUAGUUUAGAAACUACUAAUAGUGUCUCAUCCUUACCCUCCAGUGACAACAAUUUGGCUUCAAAAGCAUUUAAGGACAGAGAUAGUGUUAAUAGCAAAUCUUAUAGGGAAAGCAUCACGUCGUGGUCUUCCAGAUCUUCUGGUGUUAAUAGUCCUAAUCAAUCCACAAGUAUGAAGCAAGUGGACGUUCACCAGCAGGUGCUGUGGGACCCGAGUAAAGCACACGCGCCUCAAACUUCACUCACUGUCGAAUCUGACGAUGGAGAAGUGCGGUUGAGAAUAUGAAACUCACUAAAAAGCACUUCUGAAAUAUGUGAUAUUAGUAAUUACUUACAUAGUGCUAAAUGUUCAUAUGUAGUGUUAGUACAGUGCAGACAAGUAAUUGUAGUGCAUCUACCUGAAAAAUCAAGUGUAUUUUUGCAAGUUUUUAAGUAGGUACGUAUGUUGAACACUAUAUACAGUGGGAAAAAAGUAUGCUGAAAGGUACUUAUGAACAUUACAACUAAUAAUGUGACAUACUUAUAUGACAAAAUUUAUUUUUCUUCCAUGGCGUAACUGAAGUUUAGUGUUAUAAAUUAACUGAUGUACCCUGGGUAAAGUUUAGGGGAUGAAAGUGGUUACAGUAUUCAUUUGGGCAGGAAAUUGAAAGAUUAUUAAAUUAAUUUUUCAAUGUUAAUGUAAAUGUAGAAAAAUUAAAUAGUGUUGAAUGAUGGGAAGAAACACAUGCACGCACAAACACACACACACACACACAUUUAUAUACCCUAGUACAGGGGGUCCCCGGGCUACGAACGGGUUUCAUUCCUGAGGACGUUCUUAAGUCGGAUUUGCACCCAAGUCGGAACACAUGCUAUUUGCAUACCUUACUUAGAGAACAAUGUUUCAAAUCCCACUAUAUUACAGCCUAAGUCCUUAUGUACAUCUAAAAUUACUGAAUUUAAGACAAAAGAAGAAUUAGAAUAUCUAAAUGCAGUAAAUGAAAGUAAAAAUUAAGUCAUCGUGUAAAUAAAAUACCCUGUCUGUAAAUUUCAAGUUUAACCCCGUUUGUAUUGGCAGGCGUUCGUAAGUUGGGGCCC
This is a messenger RNA of Homarus americanus (American lobster), 5815 nucleotides long. RefSeq names its product adenylate cyclase type 1-like. The record is from RefSeq and is a predicted model, not a curated record. NCBI's taxonomy places the organism in Eukaryota, Metazoa, Arthropoda, Malacostraca, Decapoda, Nephropidae. Bases 504 to 5024 code for a protein of 1506 amino acids. Gene Ontology annotation, biological process: intracellular signal transduction; cAMP biosynthetic process; adenylate cyclase-activating G protein-coupled receptor signaling pathway. The transcript is spliced from 24 exons. Gene Ontology annotation, molecular function: adenylate cyclase activity.